AUGGCUACCACGAGGACCGACGACCUCACCGGCCCUGCUGCCGCAAAGUUCUUCACCAAACAGUGGCUCCCACAGGGCAAGCCCCGUGCCGCCCUCCUCUUCGUUCACGGCUUCAUCGAGCGCGUCGAGCGCUACGACCACGUCUUCCCAAAGUACGCCGAGCAAGGGAUCGCCGUCUUUGCCUUCGACCAGCGAGGCUUCGGCAAGACGGCGACCUACACGCCCAAGCACACGCAGGGCGUCACCUCCUGGCCCGAGCAGUUUGGCGACAUCGACCACUUCCUCGAGCACGCCCUCGGCCUCUUCCCCGGCGUGCCCUUCUUCCUCUACGGUCACUCGAUGGGCGGCGCCCUCGUCCUCGGCUACGCGACCCGCACCCCUCCUCGUCCGCUCGUCGGCCGCCUCGCCGGCAUCGUCUCGUCGAGCCCGCUUCUCCGCCAGAGCAAAGGUGUCAAGGCUCCGGCCCUCAUCGUUCGGGCCGGCAGCCUCAUCGGCAAGCUCAGCGGCGCCCUCACGCUCAAGGCGACCGUCAAGCCCGAGGACACGUGCCGCGACCCGGCCGUCCAGAAGGCGUACGCCGAGGACCUGCUCUGCAAGCAGGUGGGCACGUUCCGCGGCGUCGGCGACAUGCUCCUCGGGGGCGAGUCGAUCGUGAGCAAGGACUACCAGCGCUUCCCCAAGUCGCUCCCGCUGCUCGUCGUCCACGGCGAGGCCGACAAGGUCACCGACUGCGACGCCUCGCGCGAGUUCGUCGACAAGGUCAAGAAGGAGGUCGGUGCGGCAGACGCGACGUUCAAGAGCUUCCCAGGCUUCUACCACGAGAUGCACAACGAGCCCGGCGACGACAAGUGGGUCGAGAUCAACUACGUCCUCGACUGGGUCACGUCGCACAUCCCCUCGCCGACCUCAUCUGCGCCUGCUCCCGCUUCAGCCUCGACCCCGGCUGCGACGACCACCUCGGCCGCCGCCGCACCCAGCUCGAGCACAGCCGUCGCCGAGGACGACGCGAGCGCGACGGCUGCUGCGCAGGCGGGCGCAGAGCGCACGAGCAAGCUUUGA
Messenger RNA from Rhodotorula graminis WP1, 1059 nucleotides. RefSeq lists its product as uncharacterized. Gene Ontology annotation, cellular component: membrane. Lineage: Eukaryota; Fungi; Basidiomycota; Microbotryomycetes; Sporidiobolales; Sporidiobolaceae. The record is from RefSeq and is a predicted model, not a curated record. The transcript has 9 exons. The coding region runs from base 1 to 1059 and encodes 352 amino acids. Gene Ontology annotation, molecular function: lipase activity.